AAACUUAGCUUCAGAGUCACACUGACAACAGACUGAGGGAAGCUGGCACUGGGUGAAGUCUGAUCACAAUUGGCAAAAACGAGAGGAUUAGAAUGGAUGUUGGGAGAUACUUUACUGUGUUGGUGCUGGUUUUAAUUCAUGGAGCCUGGGCUGUGAAAUACCAGCACAAAGAUUACCUGGUCUACGUGGUUCAGGAGCAGAGUCCGGAUAAACAGUUUGAUGUGGAGGUGGACGGUGAUGAGGUUCUCUACAUGGAUUUCAACCUGAAGAAGGAGGUGGCGCGGAUCCCCGAGUUUAACAACCAGGCAAUGCAGGGAGGAGAGGCGGGGAUCUCAGCCAACAUCGCCAUCAUGAAACAGAGUCUAAAUGUGUUGAAGAACCUGUCGCACGGGACCCUGGAACCGACAUUUGCCCCUCAGAUUGCCAUGUACCCUGAAGACCCUGUAGAAUGGGGACAGCCCAACAUGUUGAUCUGUCUGGCUGAUGGGUUCCACCCUCCACACAUCACCAUGAAGUGGAGAAGAAACAAUGAAGAACUGACUGAUGGAGUCAACAUCACAGAGUACUAUAUAAAAAUAGAUUAUUCCUACCAGAGAUUCACAUACCUGAAUUUCAUCCCGAGUCCAGGAGAUAUGUAUUCCUGUCAUGUGGAUCAUGAGAGUCUGGAGGAGCCAACAACUGUAUUCUGGGAACCCGAAGUGCCUGAGGAAAAGUCUGGUGCAGGGACAGUGAUCUGUGCUCUGGGACUCACUCUGGGAAUCAUCAGUGCUGUUGUAGGGAUCAUCUUACUGAUCAAAGAGAGACAGAGGCUGCAAGUUCAACAACAUGGCAUAUAGGGAUGGAAGGCUUAGCCACACCAUAAACCCAUCACUGUCGCACUGUGUCCUCUCACCUCUGCACUAUGUCCUCUCAUCACUUCUUGUGAAGCUGCAGGAAACGGAAACUAAUUUCUGAACUCACGGAGCGUUGAUUUAUUCUUGAUACAAUUAUGUCUUCAGAAUUCAUGAUUGUUUUUAAAAUCAUUUUUAAAGAUAGACUAAUUUGUUAGAAAUAUCUCCACAUGAACAAUGUCAGUACGUUAAAAUGUUUGUGGUGUCACAGAUUUCAUUAAAACUUGUACAAAGUUGUAAAAUA
Molecule: messenger RNA, 1134 nt
Organism: Carcharodon carcharias (great white shark)
Lineage: Eukaryota; Metazoa; Chordata; Chondrichthyes; Lamniformes; Lamnidae
Product: H-2 class II histocompatibility antigen, A-U alpha chain-like
Exons: 5
Coding region: 93-836 (247 amino acids)
Biological process (GO): peptide antigen assembly with MHC class II protein complex; positive regulation of T cell activation; antigen processing and presentation of exogenous peptide antigen via MHC class II
Cellular component (GO): MHC class II protein complex; membrane
Molecular function (GO): MHC class II protein complex binding
Source: RefSeq, a predicted model, not a curated record